This is a messenger RNA of Hypanus sabinus (Atlantic stingray), 4471 nucleotides long. RefSeq names its product zinc finger protein 367 (gene znf367). Gene Ontology annotation, cellular component: cell-cell junction. Gene Ontology annotation, biological process: homophilic cell-cell adhesion. The transcript has 5 exons. The record is from RefSeq and is a predicted model, not a curated record. The coding region runs from base 121 to 1017 and encodes 298 amino acids. Lineage: Eukaryota; Metazoa; Chordata; Chondrichthyes; Myliobatiformes; Dasyatidae. Gene Ontology annotation, molecular function: ionotropic glutamate receptor binding.
GCAGAAAGGGCGGGAAAUGCUUAAACGCGGGAAUUUCUGCUCGAGCCGCCACUCGGUCGCUGCGAUUUUAUUUAUUUAUUUUCAAUAUUUUUCCAUCCGUCUUUGCGCACCGUGGUUGCGAUGGCAGAAAAUCAGGCCGGCUGCGGUUCUCCCAAGCGCGUCUCUGUCAUUAAAACCACGCCGAUUAAGCCGAAACGCAUGGAUGUGACGCCCACCAGCCCCGGAUUCAGCGAUUUCAUGGUGUAUCCGUGGAAGUGGGGUGAGAACGCGCACAAUGUCACCCUCAGCCCCGGCGCCUCCUUCACCGGCAACGGCGGCAGGGACUCCCAGCGCGGUCCCGCUGGAGCCGCGGCUCUCGAUCGGGAGCUGGAACAUCUCUCGCAGGAUGGAACAAGACGCGGCCGCCCAAGAGCAGAGCUAAUCCGUGAUCUCAUAAAUGAGGGUGAGCACUCCUCUAGCAGAAUCCGCUGCAAUACUUGUAACCGAGUGUUUCCCCGUGAGAAGUCCUUGCAAGCACACAAGAGAACGCACACGGGUGAAAGACCUUAUUUAUGUGACUAUCCGAACUGUGGGAAAGCAUUUGUUCAGAGUGGCCAAUUAAAAACUCACCAGCGCCUUCACACUGGGGAAAAGCCAUUUGUUUGCUCUGAAACUGGCUGUGGGAGCAGGUUCACACAUGCCAACCGUCAUUGUACCAAGCAUCCUUACGCACGCUUACGAAGAGACGAAGUGUCCAAUGGUGCCAACAAGACACAGGCCGCGGACAAUGACGCUGUUGCAGAGUGGCUGACGAAAUACUGGGAGAUGCGAGAACAGCGCAUGCCAUCCGUGAAGAACACAGGCCGGAAGGCUGACCAGGAGCAGCAGGACCCCAUGGAGUUCAUCCAGUCUGAUGAAGACGAGGAUGAAGAAAAAAACGGGCCACAUGCUGCCGCACACCGCCGCCUGCAAGAGCAACGGGAGCGGCUACAUGGUGCCCUUGCUCUCAUUGAGCUGGCAAACUUAACUGAAGCAUAGUUGCUCCAGUAGAUAUGAUACAAUGCAUGUAUCUCAUGAAGGGAACUGUCUGUGGACUAGUGCACGGGCAGAAGGAAUGCACCUUAUAUUUUGCUUCUUAAUAGGCUGCUAUUAUGUAGAAUUUAAGAUGAUGAUGAAUGUUGUUGCCCUUGGUUAAAGGAGCACAAGUGUUAUGCACUUUUUGUCCAGAAGAAGUUUAUAUAAAGUUUUAGUUCGGUGGAAUGUUGCAGAGCUUUGAAAGAUCAGAUAAUGUAGGGCAGGGAAGGGUAGAGAACCUGCUAGUGCCACAUUCUAGCUAUUGCAAGAAUAUACAACUUGCAUUUGUAGUACAAAAUUCGCACUGUUUUAUGACAUGUUAGAUAAGCAGUGCCUUUGUGAGAUCCAUCUUGCAAAUCUAGCUUCCAGUAAACUUCAGUAUCUACUUAGCAACAGCAAACUGUAGUCUUGAAAGAAAAAGAGAAUGUUAACUAGUAUUUGAAACAGAAAAAAUAUUUUCAGAAGGAACACUUAAAAGUGUAGCAUGACCCUUUCCAGAAAGUAACUGAAGCUGUCAAUAGUUGAAGUUUGUGUUUCCAGUAUUCAGGUUAUUUUGUUUCUUUUGUCAAACAAAAUCCUGUUCUGUUCCAACAGGAACUUCUGUUUUUUUUUCUCCCCAGCAAUCCUUUGAAAUGCACUGUUCAUGAUCUACUUGAGAACCACUUGGAAGGGUAGUGGAGUGAAUUUUAUUUUUUCCAUCAAUAGAUGUCUUGAUUUAUUGGGGAACAAGUCAUUCACUAGAUAUGGGAAUUGAGUAAGUUUGACUAAACGGGAACCACCUUAACAUGUAUUCUCAUAAACUACCAGUAAAAUAGCAAGCUUUGAAUACUUGUAUAAAAAUUACCAUAUCCUUGUAGAUUUAAAAGGCGUGACAUAAAGUUUCAUCAUACUGUAGGAUGAAGCAUUAGUACCACUGAGCCCUUGUCUUAUAAUAACCAACAUGGGGAAUGCAGAUUACUUUGAUUUUUGGAAAGAAUAAUCAUUCAGUUUGGUUGCAGCAGAUAUUUAAAAUGAGUUUUUGCCCCCUCAGUGGUGUUGGGAAAAUUUGUAACAUCUAAUCAGGGAUGGUUAUAAUUGAACAUUGGCACUUGUAUAGUUGCUGAAGUAGAAGUGAGAGCAUAGCACUGGACUUGUUCUUUUUAGAGCACUAUAAGUACAGAGGCACAAUACUUCUGUGCAAAACGUAAGACAAAUUGCACCUUUUGUGUGUUUAUAAAUACAACCUGUAUUCCAUCAAAUGGACUUGAGCAAUCCUGUGAGAUCUGGAUCUUGAUUUAAGGCAAUGUCACGACAAAUAAAAAUUGCAGGAUUUGUUGUAUUGUGACUUUUAUUAAAUUGUAGUUAACAAUUUAGCAAGUACUUGAAACAGUGAAGAUAUUAGUUUCUAAACAAAACAAGUUGUCUACCUUAAUUUGAUUAGUGAAAAUGCAAGCUGAGGGCUCUGCAAGAGAAAUGUGGCACCCAUUAAUUUAAGUUGUUAGUCAAGUUUGUACCAGGUGAUUUUUGGUGAUGGAAGAAGUUUUGUUGACUUACAUGUUGGCAACACUACAUUGUAUUGCUGUGUGUCUGUAGUUUAAUAUAGUCUUUGCAGUUUUGUUGCUUGCAGUUAUUAAAAUUUAACAAGAAAACAUGUCCUCUUUGUUGGACAGCUUCAAUUUGUUUUACCAUAAUCCAGUAUUCUCUGCCUUGUGCUUUCUGGUAAAAUAUUUAGUUGCUGCGUGAAAUUUAAAAUUUGCUAAGUUGAAAAGCUUGACAUGCAGUCAUACAUGUCAUCAACUGUCAUUGUUGCAUAGAUUUUGCACCAACAGUUUUUGCAGCAUCGACUGAAGCAACUGAGAAUCUGCCAUUUUUCAACAAUAAAAAGCAGCAGUAUAGCCUUGAUGUCCAUACAUUGGGGAUUUCUGUUUUUCUAAAACUAUUAUGCCAAUCAGAUUCUGUUUAAAUGUCCUUUAUCAGCUAAUUAGAUAUUGUUGUAUGUAAUUGAAAGUUAUUUAUUUUAGAUUAGCAUUGGAUGUAGCUGAUGCCAUUUCAAUUGUGUAUUUUAUGUAGAAGCUGUUCUAAACGUGGAGAUGUAUAAACUCACUUUGUUGGAAGCUAAAUAUCACGGUACAGCAGCAGAUGCUGCAGUUAGGUGAAUGCUGACUCUUAAAGACAAGCAUUGCCACAAUGGCUAGAAGCUUGAACUGCUUCCUGUUUUUACCAUGUCAUGCGUACAAGCUGGGAGCAAAGUGCAUAAGAUUUAACAGGGAAACCAUGUAAUAAUCUUUCCAAGUUUUCUAUAGUUCUGGAAAAUAUUGUGGGUUCGUACAACUUUUAAUUGGUGAAAGAAGUUGGGUUUCCAAAUGAGAGUGCCUUCCCUGAGAGGAAGCUGCAUUUUUAUAUCCUUAAUUUUGUUGUUAAAAAAAAUUGUAACAUUUAAUUGAUUUGUGACCAGUUCAAAUUUAAACGGAUUUGUGUAACCGAAGGGGAAAACCUGUAAUGUUAUGUUAGCAUCACUGACUUGUAAGGUUGUUUGUCAUCUGCUCUUGCCAAGCUAAAGACUGGUGUGCCUUGUUUGUACGUUAAUAUGGUAUUACAACUAAAGUUGAUUGACAUCUCCAGCACCCCCACCUUCCAUUACUGCUCAUGUUGUGAAGUAAUCAGUUUUGUCAUUACAAUUCUCUACCUAAACCCACCUCCAUGCUUCUCCUCUCUUGGCUGGAACCAUUCCCUUUCCCCUUUCUGCUCUUUGGCCCAUGUUUCCUUUUUGGGGCACAUCAGAAUCUCGGUGCAUCACAUGAAUUCCCCAAAUGAUUUUGAAGGUCUACAUUUCUUCAUUUCUACUGAUUACAGACCUUUAUACUUUGCAUUGCAUAGCACCACCCAGUGGUUCUGCCUUCGGAAAUACAAAACAACUAGUUUUGGAAAGCAGCUGAAUUUCAAAGAUUGAAAGGAUUUGGGAAAUACGUAGUUAAUGUUCAUUGUUGGGCCAGUCCUACUUUGACAGUGAUCCUUCACUACUUCCACAAAUCUAAAUCCCAGCUGAUGUUUGAAAUGUCACUGUAAAAAGGAAUGCUGGAAGUUAGUAUGAGUGGGGGGUGAGGACAAAGAAUGAGAAGACAUUCGUUCUAUGUUUUGAAAUAACAUGAGAUUUAAUUUUAGAGUUAAAAGUAUGUAUGUUUUGCACUUUGUUUUAACAAUUUUUCUGGUUGGAUUGUUUUUUAUCUUUGUUCUUGAAUGAUAAAACUGAAAUCCAUAUUUCUCUUAUUCUUCCAAUCUUUUGUAUUUUAAUAAUCCCUUGUGGUGUGACCGAUUAACAAUGCUUUAAGCUAUUUCAGAGUGAGGUUUGUCACCAGCUUGAAUUCAUUCUGGCUUCUUUCAUUGAGCAUCCUGGUAAAUCUGCUGAAUUUUUGAUCAGUACUCUAAAUAAAUAUCGGUA